GUUGCCGUAAACCCAGCCUAGUCCACUCUCAGCAGUUUGAGGAUCGCAUUAUCUAAGCCAUGGCGUCACGCCCACGCGCUUCCUCCCAGCCCGGGAAGCUUUCCUUCCUGCAGACCUCCAAGGCGAACACGGCCCUGCGACCGAGGGCCGUGUCGUCGCGCUCGAGUUCCGUGCUGGAAGAGGAGUUGUCGUGCCCGGUGUGCUGUGAGAUCUUCAAGGAGCCCGUGGUGCUCAAGUGCAGCCACAGCUUCUGCCGGGCUUGCCUGCAGCAGUUUUGGAACAAGAAGAAGGCCCGCCGCGAGUGCCCUAUCUGUCGCAGGAAAUGCUCGCUGACCGAGCCCACCGUCAGCUUGGCCCUCAAGAACGUGGCUGACACCUUUCUGGUGGAGCAGCGGCGCCGGGCGGACAGCGCGGGGGCUACAGGACUGAACGGCUACUGGGAUGAGGAGCAGCAGCAGCAGGUGGUGAGGUGUGAUUUCCAUGGAGAAGUCCUCAAGCUCUUCUGCCUAGAUGACUUGGAGGUCCUCUGCUGCGUGUGCCACACCUCCAAGAAACACCACGGUCACAGAGUGUGUCCUCUGGAAGAAGGUGCGCACGAUUGUAAGGAAGAGCUGAAGAAGGAUCUGAUCCCCCUAAAGAAGAACCUGCGGCGCCUGUAUGAGGCCAAGCAGGAGUGUGAUGACACAACUGUGCACAUCAAGAACCAAACUCUGGCCACUGAGCAGCAUAUCCAAGAGGAGUUUCAGCAGCUGCGUGACUUCCUACAAAAGGAGGAAACAACACGGCUGGCUGUCGUGCAGCAGGAGGCGGAGGAGAAGCGAGAGCUGGUGAAGAAGAAGGCCGACAGCAUCACCAGAGACAUCCUUACCUUCUCGCACGCUGUCAUCGCCGUGGAGAAUGAGAUCGCGUCCGCCGACGCGCGCUUCCUGCAGAACUAUCCCAACACGAAGAAAAGGGCAGAGAUUCAAGUGAAGGAUCCGGGAAAAGUUCCUGGAGCGCUUCUCAACGUGGCAAAGCACGUCAGUUCCCUCAAGUACCACAUUUGGGCGAAGAUGGUGGCCAUGGUUCAGUACACACCCAUCACCCUGGAUCCCAACACGGCGUAUUCGUGGUUGUCCAUCUCCAAGGACCUCACUUGCGUGGCUAACAGCGGCUCCCUCCAGCAGCUCCCAGACAACCCGGAGCGGUUUGGCCACUUUGUCUUCGUGUUGGGCUCCGAAGGCUUCACGGCGGGCCGCCACGCCUGGGAGGUGGAGGUGGGAGACAAGGAAGACUGGAUGCUCGGGGUGGUCAAGGAGUCCAUCGACAGGAAAGGCCGCAUCUCCGGCUGCCCCGAGGGCGGUUUUUGGAUGAUCUCACACUACGAGGGCGAUUACUCAGCCAUGACCAGGCCCAGCACCACCUUGCGCGUGGAGGGCGAGUUAAACAGGGUCAGGGUGCAGCUGGACUACGACGCCGGCGAGGUGAUCUUCUCCAAUCCGGUCAGCAUGACAACCAUCUACACAUUCACUGACUUCUUCACAGACAAAAUGUAUCCGUUCUUCUGCCCUGGGGCAAAUAUCAACGGAAAUAACCCCAACCCGCUCAAAAUCGGCCCUGCUACCGUAGCGGUGUGGAACAGCGCCACAUGGUGAAGUCAACACCAUGUUAUCACCUGGAGGUAUACAGUUGCCUCCAAACGUAUUGGAAUAGCUAGCAAGAGCAAUCCCAAGGUUUUUGGAGGUAAUCUUGCUGUUCCAAUACUUUGAGGAGAUUCUACUUCCCUCUCUCAGUAUCACCUUAAUGACCAGAAAAUAAUAUUCAAUUAAACUGUUCGUACAACAGCUCA
Molecule: messenger RNA, 1828 nt
Organism: Syngnathus typhle (broad-nosed pipefish)
Lineage: Eukaryota; Metazoa; Chordata; Actinopteri; Syngnathiformes; Syngnathidae
Gene: trim35-12
Product: tripartite motif containing 35-12
Exons: 6
Coding region: 60-1634 (524 amino acids)
Biological process (GO): protein ubiquitination
Molecular function (GO): ubiquitin-protein transferase activity; zinc ion binding; protein binding
Source: RefSeq, a predicted model, not a curated record